Molecule: messenger RNA, 3353 nt
Organism: Melanotaenia boesemani (Boeseman's rainbowfish)
Lineage: Eukaryota; Metazoa; Chordata; Actinopteri; Atheriniformes; Melanotaeniidae
Gene: ptger4a
Product: prostaglandin E receptor 4 (subtype EP4) a
Exons: 2
Coding region: 268-1626 (452 amino acids)
Biological process (GO): positive regulation of cytosolic calcium ion concentration; inflammatory response; adenylate cyclase-activating G protein-coupled receptor signaling pathway
Cellular component (GO): plasma membrane
Molecular function (GO): prostaglandin E receptor activity
Source: RefSeq, a predicted model, not a curated record
UCCUGGUGAGUGAAACCUGUCUGUUUUGCACAGUUAGCUGAGGAUCUGAUAAGAAAAGAACACUGAACUGACGGUCACCCCAGCAGGGACAUGAUGCUCUGGAGAGGACUGAAAGUUUUUUAGACGUUAGUUUUCAGAUUACGCGCAAAGUGUUUCACUCUUGAUUUUACAAUGUUCAGUGGAAAUAAGUUUCCUGCUCUGGACUGGAAAUACCGACAUUAAGAGGAGUUUUUUUUCACGCGUCUUGGAGUACGUUUGGAAAUAACGAUGACUAAUCAGUCGAUAAUUGGGACAGGGAAGACCAUGGUCCCGACCAUUCCGUCUGUUAUGUUUAUUUUCGGGGUGGUGGGAAAUGUCAUCGCAAUUGUUGUUCUUUGUAAAUCUCGCAGAGAACAGAAAGAGACCACGUUUUAUACGCUUGUGUGUGGACUAGCAGUUACGGACCUGCUAGGCACUCUGCUGGCCAGUCCUGUCACCAUCGCCAUUUACGUUAAGGGGUCGUGGCCCGGAGAGGACCCGCUGUGCCAGUACUUUGGUUUCACCAUGCUCUUCUUCUCUCUGUCGGGGCUCAGUAUCAUCUGUGCCAUGUCAGUGGAGAGAUAUAUCGCUAUAAACCAUCCCUACUUUUACAACGACUAUGUGGACCAAAAACUUGCCGGAUUGACUCUGAUAGGGAUCUACAUCUCAAAUGCGCUUUUCUGCGCUUUGCCGCUAGUCGGCUUUGGGCAAGUAAAGAAACAAUAUCCUCAAACUUGGUGCUUUUUAGAGUGGAGGAGCAACAAGACCAGCGAUGCAGCCUAUUCCUACAUGUACGCAGGGUUCAGCUCACUUCUUAUUCUUGCCACUGUUAUCUGUAACGUGCUUGUGUGUGUGGCAUUGAUUCGGAUGCACCGGCGCUUUGUGCGCAGGAUGUCGCUGGGAACAGACGUCGGGCGAAAUGUGGACCCGAGAAGGAGAGGACGUAGCUUUGGGCGUCUGGCUGGUGCAGAGAUUCAGAUGGUCAUUCUGCUUAUAGGCACAUCGGCAGUGGUGCUUAUCUGCUCAAUCCCACUUGUUGCGCAGGUGUUUUUGAACCAGCUUUAUAAAACUCCCGUGGAGCUUCAGUUGGACAAAAACCCAGACCUUCGAUCUAUACGCUUUGCCUCCUUCAACCCUAUUCUUGACCCCUGGAUCUACAUCCUUCUCCGCAAGGCUGUCCUUCUCAAACUCAUUGAAAAAAUCAAGUGCCUCUUUUGUAAAAUGGGAGCAAGGAGGCAACAGAGACAGGGAAACUUACAAUGUAUAGAUGCUCAUCAGCUUUCGUCAGUCAUCUCUAACCAUGACUCUCACUCCUUGAUGUCCCGUGAUCUGCGAGAUGUCACAAGCACUUCCCAGACCUUCCUCUAUCUGCCAGAGGGAAGUGAGCUGUUCACUGGAGACUGUCAGAAGGCAGACAGACUCUCUCGUUCCCAGCCUUCUUCAGUCAGAAAUUCACAAGCCUCUUUUUCCUCUUAUAAGGACAGCACUGAUGCUCAGACCAGAGAAGCAACAAAAAUAAUCACAGAUUUUUCAGCUCUGCAAUGCCAAAAAGAUCCAGCACUUCAAGUGAUGCUGAACACUGAGACAAUGGAGGAGAAAUGCAUCUGAUUCCUUUCAAUAACAGAGAAAGGUUUUCAUAUUGCUUGGAGCUAGAUUUUCUGGCUGUUCCUUCAUAACAGCACAUUUAACUCCCUAAAUAAGGGAAAGACACAUAAAAACAAAGAGUACUGUUAUGAUGUCAGGCACAGGAAGUGAGAAAAUGAUGUAAUCAUGAGUACUUAGCUACCUCAGUGAUGACUAUCUGUCAUUUUGUCCAUGACAGAUGUUCUACAGUGAUCACUGAUGGAUGGAAUUUGAUCCAUUGUGGGAACUUUUGCUGUAAAGUAGGUGUGACCACUAAUCUAAAAUACUGUAAAUGAAAGCAGCAGAGUGGGACAAAAGUUAAUUGCAUGUCCGCUGCCAAUUAUGGAGCAAUUCCUAAAAACAAAUGGUAGUAAAGGUGCUUUUGAAGGAUUUAUUAAGUCACGACUACUAUACAGCACAGUUUUAUAGUAAAGUGAAAAGAGAUGUUCGUUGUUUCUCAGUCACUCAAAUAUAUCAUCUAAAAAAAACUGUCUGACAAUUCAGAGCGAAGGUACAAAAAUUACGAUAAACUGGGAAUCUUCAACAUUAUUUCCCACAAAUGUGUAAGUCAGUGGAGAGAUUUUAAGAUUGCGGCAUGUUAAGCUGACAGCUUGAGCAGGUGACAUGCUUAAUGAUCAAUGUUGUGUAGAAAAUGUUUAUGAUAAAGGAUUCUUCUCUAGGAGAAGGUUAUUGACAAUAAAAACCCAACUUUAGAGGGGUUAUCAGUUUUAUAGAAGUAUUUGUGCAGUUAUAGAUUAUAUGGAACUUUAGCAGUAUUCAUGUUCAGGUAAUAUCUUCAUCUAGAAAUUCAACUAAGAGAGUCCAGAAUUACAGUAACAGUAACAAGGAAACUGUUAACUCUGAAUUUUAUUGGUACGUUCAUUUUUCCACAAUCAGAUUGUUUAAACCAACAUCUCAGUUUCCAUUCAAAUAUGAUAAGUUUGUCCAAAUUAUUUUUAUUUUCUGUUUAAAAUUAUUUAAAAUCAAAACGCUUUUUAAAACUUGUUUAUUUUACAUGAAAAGUCAGUUAAAAAUAGAUUCAGAUGUAAUAUCAGUGAGACAAAUAUAUCUGAUGAUUCUUAUUUUUGUAGUUCUGGUAUCCUCCGAGCAGUUUUAGUCAUCCUGUUCUCUGAUGAUUUGCUUCUUUUUUUUAAAACAGUUUUUAAUGCCCUCUUACGUAAGGUGACACUUCUGCUGCCGUCCAAUAGUUACAGUAUAUAACAGGCUGAACUUCUGAACUCCUGGUUUUGCUUCCCCCCUUUAUAUUAGCGUUAUGUGGCUUCAGCAGCGUUGAGGCAAACCGCCUGCCUCUUCCUACCUUAUUGAAUCGACUCAGAUUGUACAACUGCAUUCUUGCUUUUCUUGUUUCUUCUGUUACCGUGUAAUUUUAGACGAGCUUAUCUGCAUGCAAAAAUGCAGAGAAUAACAACCAUGAAGGUUUGGUUGAAUUAGGAGUGCAACAUACAAGUGGCUUUUAAUUUAUUUAUAAUUGGUAAAUUAUGCACUUUAAUUUAUAUUUUGUUCAUGUUGUGUUACAUGGAAUAUGUGGAUUUUUUUAUUUAGUGUUUCACCUUUUUUGUGGCUUGUAGAAAACAGUUUAAUGUGUGUGUUGAUAACUGAAAACGUAUGUGUGAUCAGAAAUAUAAAAAUGUACAUGUCAUGAUGCAGCUGUAAAUGAAAGCCCCAGUUGUUGUUUCAUAAAAACAAACAAU